AUGGCGGGAAUAGGCUCAGAACGUGAAACCGGCAAGCCGGUUGAAGGAAGCAGCCCUACAAAGGCGGUUGCAGAAUCCUCGACCCCGGCUAUACCGCCGCCGCCGCUUACCCCAGACACCUCGAAACGAUUUACAUCUGUGAUUAAAUACUUUCGCUCUUCCAAAACUCGCAGCACUACCAUAUCCACAACUUGGCCUUCGAGAAGAUUUAUUUCCAAGAACUCCGCGAAACCUCCGUCGGAGGAAUCUUCCCACAAUAAGAUUUCUGAAGCGCUCCGUCUUGCAACACCAACUACUUCCAAAUCACCAGACCUAGAUCUAUUUCGAAGCCCCAGUUUACCCGUCCCCGCAGCUGUGUUGGAACCUGGCCUGAGGCAGAAUAUUGAGUUAGAAAGGAGAUUUCUAGAGUACCAGGAACCCAGGGAAACAGCUCACCGGAAAAGCUCACUACCUUUUCUUGAACCUGUAGUUGCUGAUUCUGUGCCAAAAAGCCCGCUGCGAACUGAAUCGCCGUUUGUGAAAGCAUUUUUUGAAUCAUCGCUUGUCCCGUCGUCUAACAACAAAAAAGGCGAUACAUCGAGCCAACCUACGGAAAGUGUACUUAAAGCCAUGUCAUCAAAUAAUCCCAUUGGUGGCCAGUAUGACUCAUUUCAAGAGCAAAAUGCGGGGCCGAGUACUACAACUGGGAACCUAACUGCCCAGUCACCAUUGCCGAACGGUCAAAAUUCAUCAUCCACUCCAACGAAUUUAUCGGGUUUGGUGUGUAAUGUACAUCGAACGACAGGGCGAGAUCCCCGUCCCCUCGUAGGGCCUUCUAGCACUGUUCUGGGAGAUAAGCUAUAUGUGUUUGGCGGGCGGGUACAGUCAAGAAGCAGACCCGAGCUAUUAACUAAUGAGAUGUACGAAUUGGAUUUGGUGCGUCGUCAUUGGACUAAAUUAGAAACAACGGGAGAUAUUCCCCCUCCACGUUAUUUCCACACUGUAUGUGCGUUGGGCGAUUCAAAACUAGUAUGCUAUGGCGGCAUGUCUGCGAAAGCUGCUCUUCCAAAUCAGCCACCUGCGACUCCAAACCAAACUUCCCAGCGGUCAGGAGAGGAAGCACAACAAGGAGUUGUGCUUUUGUCAGAUGUACAUAUCUUCGAUGUCCCUAGUAGAACCUGGGUUUUCAUUCCGACCGCCAAUGCCCCCAGAGGGAGAUAUGCCCACUGUGCAACGAUUUUACCCUCAGGAGCUACCUUCGGCUCCUCGAAUGCUCCCAUAUCCGCCCUCCACCAUAAUCCGUCUUCAUCCAAUCCACACCAAGGUACAUUAGGCGUGGAGAUCGAUGGAUAUGGCGGGGCGGAGAUGAUCGUCGUUGGUGGCCAGGAUACUUCGAAUCAUUAUUUUGAAGAAAUAAAUGUUUUCAAUCUGCGAAGCCUAAAAUGGACUUCGACCACCUCUCUUGACCGUAGUUGUGGGGCCUAUCGCAGUGUUGCUACUCCUUUGCUCGGAGUGAAGCCUUCUGAUAUUGGAGGUGGAGUUGAGGUGGAAGGGUUCAGGGACCCGACGAAGCCGGAUGCUCAGAAGCCAGAUCCACUGCUGUUGAUAUACUCGAAUUACAAUUUCCUAGAUGUCAAAUUAAACCUGCAGCUCCGUACACCUGACGGGAAGCUUACAGAGAAGUCGAUGAAUGGCACGGUUUCACCUCCUGGCUUACGGUUUCCUAAUGGGGGCAUUAUCAAUGGCCAUUUUGUGGUUAGCGGUACCUACCUUACAUCGUCCAAACAGGAGUACGCAAUGUGGGCUCUGGAUUUGAAAACACUCACAUGGGGACGUAUUGAUGCUGGAGGAGCAAUUUUUAGUCACGGGAGUUGGAAUCGCGGUGUUUUGUGGAGCCGGCGAAGCACAUUUGUUGUGAUUGGACAUCGGAAACGAAGUUUAGUUGAGGACUACAACCACCGGCGCAUCAAUUUCUCACACAUCUGCUUUGUGGAACUCGAAGCGUUUGGCCUGUAUGAGAAUCCACGACGAAGCGCCCCAACUUCGGGGUAUGUGUCCGUAAGCAGCCCCAUGGUACCUGCGUCGCUACAAGCAAAGAUUUCCCAGCAAGGUGCGGGGGGGCGACCAUUAUCUACGACAGCGGAAGAAUUAGGCAGGAUGGCUCUAUCACUUCGGGAACUGUCUGAUAUGGAGCUGCUCACUAUUGGCGGCGAACGUAUCCCAGUCAACUCUCACAUUUUGGCUCGUCGUUGGGGCCCAUAUUUUAUUCAACUUCUCCGCGAAUCUACAAUCGCAGAAGAGAACAUGUCAGAUGCUGCUACCGUACGCCAGCAGACUUCGUCUCACCCUAGUCGCAAUUCCAGCAUCACAAUAACACCAUCAGUGGGAAACAAUAGCAGUUAUUCUGCCGCGACUACCCUCAUCGGCCAUACAGGCUCAUCAUCCAACCAGAAGACCCCGCCGUCACUCCUUCCAAACCUUGAAAUCCCCUCCGCGCACACUCUUACACCGACUUCUCGCCCUAGAACCUUGUACCUCCCCCACACUCACCUAACCGUCCAACUGCUCGUUCAUUAUCUCUAUACUUCCUCACUCCCACCCCCGGGCUCCCAACUCUGUACUCCACAGAUCCUCUGCUCUCUCCUCCAGCUUGCACGACCCUACCAGGUAGAUGGCCUCCUCGAAGCCACGGUCGAACGACUCCACCAAGUGCUGGACGGGCGGAACGCUGCAGCAGUUUUUAACGCCGCAGCCAUGGCUGCUGGCGGUGGCCGUGGCACAGGCUUUGCCAGUGGACCUGGUGGAACCCUCGAAGUAUUAAACGGGGUCCACUCGCGUUCCAACGCCGUCGCUUCCGCCGUAGAACCAAUGAGCAUACUGAACCUCAACUCCAACUCAGACACGGAGUCCGGAGACACAUCGGGGCCACGAUCGGGUACCGUGGGUGGUGGACCUGGACAGUCCCAGCGCCGCACACCAAGCGCCCAGCGACCAGCAAACCUACGCAUCAACACCACAAAUCUCAACACUAGAAAUGCACCUGGUGGUUUUAGUGCGGGAGGCAACCGCAAUCGCGCUGAAUCAGUCAGCAGCGCGGCUAGCACGGCUACGUCUGCUUCAACAAAUACCAGUCUCAGUUUCUCUGAGUCUAUGGGCGCGGAUGACAUUGCUCGUCAUAAUGAUCCCAAUAAUAAAAACAAAGAUGAUGACAUAGUGGGCCACGAGCGCGGGCGGAGCAAGCCUGAACGGGAGAUUUGGACGGGUGAGAUUAGCAGCGUUGUCGGGCUACAGAAAAGGGGGUUACGCGGGUUGAUGGAGGGGCGACGGAUGAGGGAGAGGGGUGGGAGGCCGGCCAAUCCGCUUGGGGCAGCUGGUGUUGGAGGUGAGGAUGGAAAUUCCACCGACACUGGUGGAGCACCACCAGCGAUAUCUGCGGCUCCGGCUGGUGUUGCUGUAGGCAGUGGAUAG
Histoplasma capsulatum G186AR is the source of this 3447-nucleotide messenger RNA. RefSeq lists its product as uncharacterized. Lineage: Eukaryota; Fungi; Ascomycota; Eurotiomycetes; Onygenales; Ajellomycetaceae. The record is from RefSeq and is a predicted model, not a curated record. Gene Ontology annotation, biological process: cell redox homeostasis. The transcript has a single exon. Gene Ontology annotation, molecular function: protein binding. The coding region runs from base 1 to 3447 and encodes 1148 amino acids. Gene Ontology annotation, cellular component: cytosol; mitochondrion.